Cadophora gregata is the source of this 2352-nucleotide messenger RNA. RefSeq lists its product as uncharacterized. The record is from RefSeq and is a predicted model, not a curated record. The transcript is spliced from 2 exons. Lineage: Eukaryota; Fungi; Ascomycota; Leotiomycetes; Helotiales; Ploettnerulaceae. The coding region runs from base 1 to 2352 and encodes 783 amino acids.
AUGUUGAGCGUUGACUCUGCUCCAUCAGGCUCAGCACUCGUUUGUACGACUACAGAUGCACCUACCCCGAAAGUCAUUCCAGACGGCCCAGAUGCUGUACCAAGUCCCCAGCCUGCUCCUCAAAAUGGAGUUUCAUCGGCAGAUUCGAAUGAUAUCAGCAACACAACUUCCGCACCAAUCUCAACUGCCGUAACUUCAACUUCAGGUACUCUGAAUGCUAACGUUUCUGCACCAACUCGGGUAUCUUCUGCUCCGACCGCACUCACACCUGCAACAACCCCGGCAACUGGUGUUCCUUCCAGUACCACACAAUCUGUUUCUGCUCCAAGCCCCAUUUCAAGACAACCCGCUGUUCGAGCUGGAAAAUUUCGACACUAUCCCGUACAAGGCCCUAGCCAUUCCGCCAGACCACUACCUCCAAUCACUUGGGGUCCUGGCUUGACCUCCGGAGAAUAUGGACGUGGAAGUCAACCACCUGCCUAUUCAUCCUCGAUGUCUUCGACUAGUGAGGCUGGCAAUGGCUCCAUCCAAGACAAUAGUCUACCUUCCAAAUCCUCUAUCAACAAUACCACGGACGGACAAGACUUCGCUGAUUUUAGUGUCAAGCCUCCUACUCCAGCUGGCCCCUCUGCACACUUUGACAAGAGUCCCAAAAUUCAAUCCCACUCGAUCAAGAAUCCUGUAAGUCAGCAGUGUGGCUUCGGUGGAGUUGCUUUCUCAGUGGUCGACGGUCGACCUAGAUUGGAGCCGGUCAAAUCUAAGGACAAGACCGGAAAGACCCAACCAGCUUCUGACCCAGCUGUUAGUCGUAACACGUCUGGUCAACCAAGUCAUGAUGGCAUACCUAAAGUCCAAACGCUUUCCGGCAGUCAGCGCCCUGUUACUGAGAGUUCCUUCGACCCAUUCCACGGACCAGCUCCAGGCGAAAGGUUGCCCUUUUGGUUCCUUGUACCUUCUGCUACUCCUUCUUCUGGAAGUCCAUACGGUCCUCAUACCAGUAGUCUACUCACUACGCCAUCAAAGACAACUUCUAUUCAAAAUGGCACUAGAAUUGGUCGGGACGCCAUUCUGCUACGUAGCGGACGUCUUGGAAACCCUGUUGCCACAUCUCCCAACGGUGUUACUGGACAAGAUUCCGUACCUCGCAAUUCUUCUAUCAACAACACUUCAGGUACUCUUAAUGGUGGCACUACUCGUACACCAUUGCCCUCAACACCUGUAAAGACUGCUUCUGCAAACGCCAUUGGCGACACUCUACUGCCUGCCAGAAGCUCUUCAGAACCAACCAGCUGCGGCACUCGGAAGCAAUCAGAAGUCUAUCAGCGUAUGGAGCGCCGCCUAAUUGAUAUCGAAAGCGGUACAUCAGCUGUCACGGUUGACGAUCUUAUUCGUCUCGAACACCUGGAGCGAGCCUUACUGUCUGACUUCUAUAUCCUGCACGGAGUUUUCCUUCAGCACCCUCACUACCCCGGCCAACCUAAUGAGGCUGCUUUCAUUGCAGGCGGCUUUCGAAACCCAAAGAAGUUCUAUGCAUAUGAAGAUCGAGUAAAGGACUUGAAGAGCAAGGUGCAGAAGCGAGAGGAGAAACAGGCCGCUGAGGAACCAGAUAGAGAAAAGGACUGGAGCAAGCAAGUGAAGGAGGAGCAUAGCACUUUAAAUAUUCUGUACUCGGAGGUGCUUAACUGCAAGAAAUUCUUGACAGAGCUCCGCAAGUAUUUGGAGCGAGAAAACAAGGUCAUCCCCAAAGGAUACCGCAAGUCCGGCGCGGCGAUUCAGAAGAAAGGUAUCCAAUCUGCCGAUCCGAAGACUGCAAAUGGCAAGAAGCGACGUACCGUCAUCACCAUCGACUCCGAUGAUAACAGUUCCGAACAAGGCUCUACGCCAUCAGCAACCCAACCUCCUCGUAAGAAGGCGAAGAUGCAACCGGCUCAAGGUGCAAAGAUGACUUCCGCCAUGCAAUUCAAACCAAUCGGAAAAGUUGUCAAUGAUUCCGCCUUGCAUCAACAACAACAGCAACGAGGCCAACACCAAUUCCAAGUUAGGAAUGGUUCCACCAUGCAUCAGCAACCACGAGGUACUGUACAAGCCAUGAAUGGCUCGAGUGGUUAUCAGCAGCCAAAUGGCACUCCACGCCCACACGGUCAAGGUAUGGAUCGUUCUGGCUAUGGCAUGCAGCGACACCCACGAAACGGUCAACCCUCACCUCAUCUCGCCCAACCCCGCACCCCGGCUUACGUUGACCGUGAGAUCGCUUUGAGAAUGGCGAUGAUUGAGCGACUGAACGAAGAAGUCCUUGAGCUGAGAUGGGAGAAGAAGGUUUUGGAGAAUAAUGGUCAGCCUGGGGGCGCAUAA